Molecule: messenger RNA, 1484 nt
Organism: Corylus avellana
Lineage: Eukaryota; Viridiplantae; Streptophyta; Magnoliopsida; Fagales; Betulaceae
Gene: COBL6
Product: COBRA-like protein 6 precursor
Biological process (GO): cellulose microfibril organization; plant-type cell wall cellulose biosynthetic process
Cellular component (GO): plasma membrane
Molecular function (GO): carbohydrate binding
Source: RefSeq, a predicted model, not a curated record
CAGCUCAGAUUUUCUAAAGAUGUCACCUUUUUAUGAUUUGAUUUUUGGAUUUUGGAAAUGAACCCAUUUUUGUUUGUUUAUCGAAGGCCAAUGGGUUUGCUCUUGAUUUUCAUCUUCUUCUUUGCUAUCACCACAAUCUCACCUUCUUAUGGGUACGACCCAUUGGAUCCUCAUGCAAAUAUAACCAUUACAUGGGAUCUCAUGAUCGAUAAUGGAAAUACAUAUGAUGUAAGAGUAUCACUUCACAAUUUCCAACUAUUCCGACAUAUAGAGCAGCCUGGUUGGAAAUUGAGUUGGACAUGGAAAGGUGAUGAGGCAAUAUGGGAGAUAUGGGGAGCAGAGGCCACCCAGCAAGGGAACUGCUCUAGAAUCAGGGGUCCAGUGCUUCCUCAUUGUUGUGAGAAGCAGCCAGUGAUUGUUGAUCUCAUGCCAGGAGCACAAUAUAACAAGCAGGUUGCAAAUUGUUGCAAGGGAGGGGUGCUAACCUCCAUGACACAAGAUCAUACCAUGUAUGUUGCUGCUCUUCGGAUGAAUGUUAACAAAGCUUCUGGUAACAAUACAUCAGAUGGCUUCAUGCCAGUAAAUUUCAAUCUUGGUCUUCCUGGUUAUACCUGUGGAGACCCAUUUCAGGUUCCCCCAAGCAAGUUCAAAGAGGAUGGAAGCCGUCGAUGGACACAAGCUCUUGAUACUUGGAAUGUAACCUGUAUUUACUCGCAAUUUCGAGCAUCACCUACGCCGAAAUGUUGUGUUUCCUUGUCUGCAUUCUACAAUAAUACCAUUGUUCCUUGCCCCCAGUGCAGCUGUAAUUGCCAAGAACUGGCUGGAGCAAAAUGUGUAAAGUCUGCUAAAGCUCUUCCUCUGUUAGAGCUACCACAUGCCAAUGAAGAAGAACAACAACCUUUGGUGAGGUGUUCUCAGCACAUGUGCCCUAUAAAGGUGCAUUGGCAUGUGAAACAAAGUUACAGAGAAUAUUGGAGGGUCAAGAUCACAAUCACAAAUCUAAAUUUUGUCAAAAACUAUUCCAAGUGGAACUUGGUGGUACUCCACCCCAACUUCAGAAAUGUCACUCAAAUUUUCAGCUUCAACUACCAGCCCCUAAGCCCUUAUGGAAACAUCAAUGAUACAGGAAUGUUUUGGGGGAUUCCAUACUACAAUGAGAUGUUACUUCAAUCGGGACCAAGCGGAAAUGUACAAAGCGAGAUGCUACUGCACAAAGAUCCAGGUAUCUUCACAUUUAGAGAAGGAUGGAGUUUCCCAAGAAGAAUUUCGUUUAAUGGAGAUGAAUGUGUCAUGCCCCCUCCAGAUCAAUACCCUAGGCUCCCCAACAGUGGUCAUAGUGCCACAGCAAGGCCUUUGAUUCUUCUCUUGUUGUUAUUGCUUGUAGUAGUAUUUUGAACAGAAAGUGUCUGCAUUAGAGAUUAGAACUCAUGAUUAUAAAUACAAUACUCAUUUAUUAGUGUAUUUGCUCAUAAUUUAGAAACAAA